Loxodonta africana (African savanna elephant) is the source of this 5823-nucleotide messenger RNA. RefSeq names its product sodium channel protein type 5 subunit alpha-like. Gene Ontology annotation, cellular component: voltage-gated sodium channel complex; plasma membrane; axon. Gene Ontology annotation, biological process: membrane depolarization during action potential; sodium ion transmembrane transport; neuronal action potential. The record is from RefSeq and is a predicted model, not a curated record. Lineage: Eukaryota; Metazoa; Chordata; Mammalia; Proboscidea; Elephantidae. Gene Ontology annotation, molecular function: voltage-gated sodium channel activity involved in cardiac muscle cell action potential.
AAGAAAACAAAAUCACCACUCACAUUUGGUGACAGCUUUAGAGCCGUCUGUCUUUGUUCACGCAAAAAUGGAGGUAGAUAGGGAAGUGGUUUUAUAAAAUGGGAGUCUACUCCCUCACCUGCUAUUUUCAACAAAGAUGCUUCUCUAACUUUGCUUGAAUGAAACAGAAGAGAAAGACGACGAUGGACAGCAUGUUCUUUUUUAUCUUUUUUUUUCAUUGUGCGUUAGGUGGAAGUUUACAGAGCAAAUUAGUUUCCUGACCGAUAGUUAUACGUAGUGUCCCAUGACAUUGGUGUCGUUCCCUGCGAUGUGCCCACACUCCCCCCAUUUCCACCCUCGGUUCCCUUUCUCCUUUCUUCCUAGUUUCUACGCCUUCCUGGUUUCUCCUCUUUGCUUUGGGGCAAAUAUUGCUCUUUUGAUCUUGUGUAACAGAUUGUUCUAAGGAGCACGUUCCUCUCCGGUGUUGUUCAUUUUGUGGGUCUGUCUCUGGUUUGGCUGAAAGGUGGUCUCCAGGAAGGGCUUCAGCUCCAGUUCAGGGGGGUCUUAGGGCCAUAGUCUUUGGGUAGACAGUGUGUUCUUAAAGUGUGGGUCUUGGGACCUCCCUCCUCUGUCUCGCUCACACAUUCCCUGCCCCCUGCUCACCGCUCCCAGGGAUAAGAGGUGCCCUUCCGAGGCCUGGCUGGUUGUGUUUGCUCACUGUUUACCUGUCACUUGGCCAGGUACUGGCUUCACGGCACUCCACGGUGCUCAGGGCUAGGGCCCCUUACAGGGUCAGUGACAAGGGCAGCUCAUUGGGGUCAUUGGUGACGUGCGUCUCAGGGGUAAGAUCAAGGCAGAGCUGGCCCUUGGUUGAUGGAAAGGGAUUCUGACCUGGCAGAGGUCUCCAACAGGUGUUCGUCCCACCCUCUUGAGCCAGUGCCCGGCCAUUCCUGGGUUUGAUGUGGUCGUUAGUGACGUGGCUCCCGGUUGGUGUCACAGCCGCUGGCUGUUGGUACCACAUCCUGUGCUGGGGGGGCCGUCCGGGAGCACAUUCUUCUGCCUUGGUGUCAUAGGCUGUGCGUGUUCACACCAGGCCCUGGAUCGCUGAGGCCACCAGGGCCACAUUUUCCCAGUUGAGCGUCACACACGGGAGCCAGCUGGAUGUCCUAGUCAAUGAGUGUCACUGUUUUCUGGUUCUGCUGUCACUCAGGAUUGGCUUUCUUGUUUGUCCAGAUUCGGGAGGAGGGGGCGCUCUGUCAGCAUUUUCCAACUUUGGAGCCGGAUGGUACGGAGAGGCACUGGGCCGUGGGAUUCCUCUGCAAUCCUCACUGGGAGCCCACAUCUGGACGGCAGCUCCAGAGCUGUUAACCAGCUGUUUCCAAAAACCCACUGGAUUUGUCUGGGUCUCGAAUGGCAGCUGCAGGUGCCCCAUCGGUUGCCACUUUCCAAUAAGACACUGGCACCUCGUGUCCCACGUGAAGUCUGGGCACGCACCCCCGUGAAUGCCCCCCUACACUCAGACUGGGAACCUACCAGGAAAAGGAGGAGUUCCGGCAUGGUCCGGGGGCCUCUGACCACCCUUCCCUGCGGAAGGGACAGGCUUGAGGGGAGGGCAGCGAUUGCGUGUCACCCAGGUAGUCUCUAUCAUCCAUUCCGUCAUUCGUUUGUUCAGGACCAGAUCCGGCGGGGGUCUGGGAUACAAACGUGGUAGAUUGGCCCCUGCCCCAAGGCCCAGCCCCCUCAGCCCAGGGCAGCUCUGACACCAGCUGUGAGAAGCGUCUGGAGGAGUAAUAGCUAAGGAGCAGGAAGCUGCCAGUGUUGCCUUUCGUGUGGAGUGGAGCUGAAUGGAGGUGUUUUUGAUGACACACCUGCUCUCACCCUCUUGCGUCCAGACAUGCUUUUGGGACGUUUGGGAAGGGAGGAGUACCCUCCUCCACGUCCCCGUGCAGACCCCGCACCUGUAGGCUCUGGGUUCAUCCAGGUCUGUGUCGGCCAUUUCUGGCUGAAGGCUGGGAGCCUGUGUUCUGGGAGCGUCUUUGCAAAUGUUGUCUGUCAGUCCAUGCACUGUCGCAGGCCCUCCCUACCCCGGCUCUGCACUCAGCCUCACGUCCCAUAUCUGUGUCUUCCAGCCCCCCGACGGGCAGCGUGAGGAGAACCUGUGCCCCAGAAGCAGGAUGAGAAGAUGGCAGACUUCCUGUUAUGUCGGGGCACCAGCAGCUUCCGCAGGUUUACCCGGGAGUCCCUGGCGGCCAUCGAGAAGCGCCUGGCAGAGAAGCAGGCCCGCAGCUCGGCCGCCUCACAGGAGAGCCGCGACGGGCUGCCUGAGGAGGAGGCGCCCCAGCCUCAGCUGGACCUGCAGGCCUCCAAGAAGCUGCCCGAUCUCUAUGGCAACCCGCCCCGUGAGCUCAUCGGGGUGCCCCUGGAGGACCUGGACCCCUUCUACAGCACCCAGAAGACCUUCAUCGUGCUGAAUAAAGACAAGACCAUCUUCCGGUUCAGUGCCACCGACGCCCUGUACCUCUUCAGCCCCUUCCACCCGGUCCGGAGAGCGGCUGUGAAGAUUCUGGUUCAUUCACUCUUCAACAUGCUGAUCAUGUGCACCAUCCUGACCAACUGCGUGUUCAUGGCCCAGCAUGACCCCCCGCCCUGGACCAAGUAUGUCGAGUACACGUUCACUGCCGUUUACACUUUUGAGUCUCUGGUCAAGAUUCUGGCUCGAGGCUUCUGCCUGCAUGCGUUCACUUUCCUUCGGGACCCGUGGAACUGGCUGGACUUCAGUGUGAUUGUCAUGGCGUAUGUAUCAGAAAAUAUAAAACUAGGCAAUUUGUCGGCUCUUCGAACUUUCAGAGUCCUGAGAGCUCUAAAAACUAUUUCAGUUAUCCCAGGCCUGAAGACCAUCGUGGGUGCCUUGAUCCAGUCUGUGAAGAAGCUGGCCGAUGUGAUGGUGCUCACGGUCUUUUGCCUCAGCGUCUUCGCCCUCAUCGGCCUGCAGCUUUUCAUGGGCAACCUGAGGCACAAGUGUGUGCGAAACUUCACGGUUCUCAAUGGCACCAACGGCUCAGUGGAGGCCGACGGCCAGGUCUGGGACUCGCUGGACAUGUACCUGAACCAUGAAGACAAUUACCUGUUGAAGAACGGCACCUCGGACGUGUUACUGUGUGGGAACAGCUCAGAUGCCGGGGCAUGUCCUGAGGGCUACCGGUGCCUAAAGGCAGGCCAGAACCCGGACCACGGCUAUACCAGCUUCGACUCCUUUGCCUGGGCUUUCCUCGCGCUCUUCCGCCUGAUGACGCAGGACUGCUGGGAGCGCCUCUACCAGCAGACCCUGAGGUCUGCAGGCAAGAUCUACAUGAUCUUCUUCAUGCUUGUCAUCUUCCUGGGCUCCUUCUACCUGGUGAACCUGAUUCUGGCUGUGGUCGCCAUGGCCUACGAGGAGCAAAACCAAGCCACCAUUGCCGAGACCCAGGAGAAGGAAAAGCGCUUCCAGGAGGCCCUGGAAAUGCUCAAGAAGGAACAUGAGGCCCUUGCCAUCAGGGGUGUGGACACUGUGUCCCGCAGCUCCCUGGAGAUGUCCCCUUUGGCCCUGGUAACCGCCCACGAUAGAAGGAGCAAGAGGAAGAAACGAAUGUCUUCCGGGACGGAAGAGUGUGGGGAUGACAGGUUCCCCAAGUCCGACUCAGAAGAUGGCCCCAGAGUACUGAAUCGUCUCAGCAUCACCCCUGGCCUCAGCGGGACCUCCAUGAAGCCACGCUCCAGCCACGGGAGCAUCUUCACCUUUCGCCGGCGAGACCUGGGUUCGGAGACAGACUUCGCAGAUGACGAAAACAGCACAGCCGGGGAGAGCGAGAGCCACCGCACAUCACUGCUGGUGCCCUGGUCCCUGCGCCGGCCCAGCACCCAGGGCCAGCCUGGCCCCGGGACACCAGCUCCCGGCCACAUUCUCAAUGGCAAAAGGGACAGUACCGUGGACUGCAAUGGGGUGGUCUCCUUGCUGGGGGCAGGCGAACCUGAGGCCACGUCCCCAGGGAGCCGUCUUCUCCACCCUAUGAUGCUGGAGCGGCCCCCAGACACGACCACACCGUCGGAUGAGCCAGGCGGGCCCCAGGUGCUGACCCCCCAGGCUCCACGUGUGGACGGCUUCGAGGACCCAGGAGAGCGGCAGCGGGCCCUCAGCGCGGUCAGCAUCCUCACCAGUGCACUGGAAGAGUUGGAGGAGUCUCACCGCAAGUGCCCGCCCUGUUGGAACCGCUUUGCCCAGCGCUACCUGACCUGGGAGUGCUGCCCUCUGUGGAUGUCCAUCAAGCAGGGAGUGAAGGCCAUGGUCAUGGACCCAUUCGCAGACCUCGCCAUCACCAUGUGCAUUGUGCUCAACACGCUCUUCAUGGCCCUGGAGCACUAUAACAUGACAACGGAAUUCGAGGAGAUGCUGCAGGUUGGAAACCUGGUAAGGGCCACUGGCAGCUGACCGGUGAAUGGGCAUCCUGGUGGGACGGGCUCUCAGCCAACUGGCACAGCCUUCGUAGGUAAGGGAGGAGGUGUCCUGAGCACAAAGGGAUCUUAUCAUGGUGGGAGUCACCAUGGAAGACAUCAGAAGAGGGAGUCUCAGAGUCAGCUUUUAAGGAGCUGAGAGGUGUGGAUUGGGGGUGGAAGAUUGGCAAUGUAAGUUUAUGAUGAUGUCCGGAGACUGGAAAAAAAGGUGAAUUGGGGUGAGCCUGAAAUGUGUGAAGAAGUGAGAUUUUGCAGUUGGUGGAUGGGGGAGGAGAGGGUAUGAGGAAGGAGGCAGAUCUCUUAUUGACUAAGAUUGCAAAGAUGCUCACCAGUGUUUGUUGGCUGGGAGAAAGGAUGAGUAGUUGAUUGGAUGGGUGGAUGGGUGGAUAGAUGGAUGGAUGGAUGGUUGGAUGGAUGGUUGGAUGGAUGGAUGGGUGGGUGGGUGGAUGGGUAGGUGGGUGGAUGGGUAGGUGGGCGGGUGGGUGGAUAGCUGGGUGUCGUGAGUAAAUCAGGCAGAGCUAGGUUUGAAUUCUGACUUAGCUCUUACUAGCUAUGUGACCUCAAGCAAAUUACUAAGUCUCAGUAAUUGGUAUGAUGAGUAUUUGUUAAAUUUAAUAAAUGUAAAAUCAGUAUGACAGCAUCAGCCUCACAGGAAACUAACGAAGGUUGAGUAAGAUAAUAUCUGUAACGGGCUUGGCUAGAGUUUGAUAAACAAUAAGCAUUCAAAAUAAAUGAUAGUUGUGGUUAUUGUUGUCAUUGUUGUUAUUAAACAGACUAACCCUGGAAGUCAGAAUAUCUAGGUUUUAAUCCUGAUUUUUUUUUUUCUUGAGAUCAAAUCCUGCCUCUUUGCUAUGGGGAAGACAAUGCCCCAAGAAGAGAAGGGCGACAUAGUGAUAGCAGAGUGGGCCUGCAACCACUGGUCCUGACACCCAAGGAUAGGGUUCUGUCCAGGUAAACACAGAGUCAGCCUUCUCCACUGGCAUCAGAAAGGGGCUCCUGGAUCCCUGGUGAGUUGUUGUGGGGACAGGAGGACCUCUGGCCACCUGAUCUUGGCUCACUCUGACUGAUACCCAGCCCUAUCUUGGGCCCGCCCACUCGGGUACCCCCACAGGCAGGCAAGUCUUCCACACUAUGGAGCGUGAGGAUUUUCUUCUCUUGCUACUUUCCAAGCCCAGGACUCUUGAUAGUUCUCUGCUAAGUCUAUUCAAACUUUUUCACAAAUAGAGUUUACUUUGCUGUACUUUUUCCCCCCUUCUUCUAUACUUGCCCUGGUUGCACAGUGGUUAAGAGUUCCGCUGCUAACCAAAAAGUCAGCAGCUUGAAUCCAACAGCUGCUCCUUGGAAACCCUAUGGGGA